CACACAAGCAAGCACCCCAUAAUCUAAUUUUCAUAAACGCGUGCAACCUUGCAAUAAACGCGUUCCUAAGUGGUGCGUGAGGGCAGAUCCAAUAACGCACCGCCUCAAAGUGGAGAAUUUUUAUGGAAAUGCACGGGAUGUUCUGAAGGAGAAAGGUUAUCAUUAUUACCAUCAACAUUAGAUGACACUUGACAAGCAUUUUCGAAUCGGAUCGGUGGAUGCAAAUAGAAGGAUAAGUGUCCCUUCAAACAAUGGCGUACAUGCCAUCACCAUCAGCUCCGCCACCUCAUUAUGCAGCAGCAACAUCUUCAUCGGGUAGUGCAAGUAUUGAAGCAGAUUUAAACACUUUUUUCGACAUCGUCCCGCAAGCAGAUCAAACUUCAUUUCAAGUUGGCUAUCUAGGCUUGAAUGGAUUCCGUGCGUGGAUAAAAGGAGAUGUUUUGAUCAAACUAGACAAUCAGAGUAGGUCGCAUGAUCAGGCGUACAAGGAAUGCACAAUCUCAUUGCAUGCUAUCGAAUCUGAUCGGGAUCAAAGCAUAACAAUCUUUUCAGAAACGCUAACCUUAUGGCAAGCAAAUGGGAAAGGCAAUGCAGCAUCCUCGAGCUCAAGCGGUGCCGAUAACACGAUUCCGAGUACUUUACCAUUUGUUUUCUCGUUAACGGGUGAUCUUCCACAUUGCAUACAUCUUUCGUCCAGCUCUCUCGAAUACAGACUAGAAGCAACUUUGCGUUCGUCUGAUACCAGCAAUCACCCUGAUGCUUUUCGAUCCACACAAGUGCAUUUGACAAGGUAUACAAGGCCAGGACCAUUGAGGGAUAUACCCGAACACAAGGAUGGUUUGUCGCCAUACACUUGGAACGUGGAUUCACCCACUAAGAUGAUGAUUCAGCUACAAAAGACUUUAUUACGACGUGCAGACCCGAUAACAGUCUUUGUGCGCAUACCGCCUCCCGAAAGAAAAAUUGAAUCGCUCAGCUUACGAAGUGCGGAAGCAAACCUUGUACGAAUAAUCACAGCAAAGGGGACAGACACCAAACAUGAACUCUUGCUGGCGCAUAGCGGAAAACUUUGUCGCUUCAAUUCAACCAGGGCCAUCAUAUUACGAUUACAGCUUCAUCCGCCAUUUGAUGUGAGCAAUAUGCCAUAUCCUCAUCCUGAUCAUGAUGCCGCUCAAGGUGGACCGAUUCUCGGCAGAGGAGGAGGCGGAGGAUGUGAAAGUGUUACCCAAGAUACUCUAUUGCACGAUGUUCACUUUUUCGUUCGUGUCCUGAUAGCACUGCGCUCGGAUGAAGGAGACAGACAAGAUGUUACUCUUGAGCGCGAGAUUGUCAUCUUGCCAGGUGCUGCAGGUAACGAGGAGACAGAUUCAGAUGAUGUUGGGAAAGUCACAUCGAAAGAAGAAGCAGAAAGCAAAGGACAUGGAAAAGCGGGAGAGUGGGUAGCACAGCCGUUGCCUCAAGAUGGUCCAAGUACAUCAACUUCCGCUGCACCGUUUGUUGUGCAUGAAUAUGAGGAAGAAUAUGAUGGAUAUGAAGAUGUUGGACGAUCACUCACAGAUGACGAAGACGAUAAUCAAGCUCGCAGAAUCAUUGAUGAAGACGGACCACCUCCAACGUUGCUGGAAAGUCAAAACGAUUUACAGGUUGAGGUGGAAGUAGAAGGUGUCGGUGCAGGUGUCCUUCGCGAUGCUCACUCUGAACGUGCCGAUCUCCCACCAUCGAUUCCGGGAGAUUAUGUCUGGCGAUCUGAAGAGGUGGAAGGGGCACCACCUGAGCAUGAAGAUCUACCUCCUCCUCCCCCUACUCCGCCUCCAGAUAUGGACGAAGUGGAAACUUCUGGCGAGCUUCAUGGACAGCAUGAUCAAAGUGCUGGUACUUCUGGUAUACCUUCGAGCUUCAACCCUCCACCCUACAUGCCUUCGACAUCUUCCAGUAGGAGCGCUUUAUCAUCCUCAACAAUUAGAAACUCCGCCUCCAGCGAGCAUGUGCUAGUAGCAGCACCAAGUCCUCCCCAAAGUAGACCUUCAGCGUCUUCACGACAAUCAGCUGAAGAGAAUUUUCCUCCUGCAUAUACCCAUCCACCACCUUCACCUUUUCCCUCUCACCAGCAUCCUCCUAGCUAUGAAGCUUGAGAAUUACACUACGAUCAUGCACAAUUGUAUUAUAGAAAAUCAACUUUGAGAUC
This is a messenger RNA of Meira miltonrushii, 2185 nucleotides long. RefSeq lists its product as uncharacterized. Lineage: Eukaryota; Fungi; Basidiomycota; Exobasidiomycetes; Exobasidiales; Brachybasidiaceae. The transcript has a single exon. The coding region runs from base 252 to 2132 and encodes 626 amino acids. The record is from RefSeq and is a predicted model, not a curated record.